Notechis scutatus (mainland tiger snake) is the source of this 638-nucleotide messenger RNA. RefSeq names its product siah E3 ubiquitin protein ligase 1 (gene SIAH1). Gene Ontology annotation, molecular function: zinc ion binding; ubiquitin conjugating enzyme binding; ubiquitin protein ligase activity. Gene Ontology annotation, cellular component: cytoplasm. NCBI's taxonomy places the organism in Eukaryota, Metazoa, Chordata, Lepidosauria, Squamata, Elapidae. Gene Ontology annotation, biological process: proteasome-mediated ubiquitin-dependent protein catabolic process; multicellular organism development. The record is from RefSeq and is a predicted model, not a curated record.
GUGUGUUUGCUGCCUCCCUCCCGCGCCUCCUUUUCUCCUCCUCCUCCUCCUCCUCCUCCUCCUGUUCGUCGCCCUCAACGACGCCCGCUCGAUCCUCGCGGACUCUCCGGGUGCGAGCCAGGCCGCGGCUCAGCCCAGCCCAGCCCAGCCCAGCGCCCACAGAAAUGAGUCGUCAGACUGCCACAGCACUUCCAACAGGUACCUCCAAGUGCACACCGUCCCAAAGGGUACCGGCCUUGACGGGCACCACCGCUUCCAACAAUGACUUGGCCAGCCUCUUUGAGUGCCCCGUCUGCUUUGACUAUGUGCUGCCACCUAUCCUCCAGUGCCAAAGCGGGCACCUCGUUUGUAGUAAUUGCCGCCCCAAGCUCACCUGUUGUCCGACCUGCCGAGGACCGUUGGGUUCCAUUCGGAAUUUGGCUAUGGAAAAAGUUGCCAACUCCGUACUGUUUCCUUGUAAAUACGCCUCCUCCGGCUGCGAGAUCACCUUGCCGCAUACCGAGAAAGCUGACCACGAAGAGCUUUGUGAAUUCAGGCCUUACUCUUGUCCGUGCCCUGGGGCCUCUUGUAAGUGGCAAGGCUCUCUGGAUGCUGUCAUGCCACACCUCAUGCACCAACAUAAAUCCAUAACAACGUAA